This is a messenger RNA of Cuscuta epithymum, 835 nucleotides long. The record is from the annotation of a GenBank genome assembly. Lineage: Eukaryota; Viridiplantae; Streptophyta; Magnoliopsida; Solanales; Convolvulaceae.
CGGGCUCCCCCCGCCUCCUGUCAGGUUAGGGUUUUCGAGUUCAAAUCAAACCUAUUUUAAUUUUUAAGCAAGCAUUGUCUUUGUUCGAGGAAAGAAACUCCUUUCGUGUUUUCCAUCCAGAGACAUUCUUCGAGAUUGUUGACAGGUUUGUGAAGAAGAAGCUUGAUCAGCAGGAGGAUGGGGUUCUGGAUAUUCGGAUACGGGUCAUUGGUUUGGAAUCCCGGGUUUGAAUACUAUGAGAAGAAGAUUGGGUACAUCAGGGAUUGCAUGCGGGUUUUCGAUCUAGCUUGCAUUGAUCACCGAGGUACGCCUCAAAACCCUGCUAGAACUUGCACCUUGGAGAAAAGUGAGGGAGCCAUCUCUUGGGGUGCUGCCUAUUGUGUUCAAGGAGGGACAGAGAAGGAAAAGAAGGCUAUGGAGUAUUUGGAGCGAAGAGAAUGUGAAUAUGAUCACAAAUCUUCAAUGGACUUUUUCACGGAACAAGACCCUGUUUAUCCUGCUAUAACUGGAGUUUUGGUGUUUAUGUCCACUCCAGACAAAAGUGAAUAACAAGUACUACCUGGGACCUGCUCCAGUAGAAGUAAUGGCAAAACAAAUAGCUACUGCUUUUGGUCCUUGCGGGAACAACAGGGAGUAUAUUUUCAAAAUGGAGAAAGCCUUGCAUGAUAUUGGGCAUGAGGAUAAGUACAUAGUUGAACUUGCAAAUGAAGUGAGGAAAGCCCUUGGGAUGGUGGGAGUUUCGGGUCUUUUAAAGGAAAAGAAGAUGUUAAGCAUUGGCAGCGGCAACAACAUUCAUCCGCCCCUCUAACUCAACAAGUCACUACACUUAUCCCCC